AUGUCUAAUCUUUCAGCACGAACAGGACGAGACCGUCAACGUUAUGACAACAACUUCCGUCUUGUUUCUGGAUGCAUUCCGUAUAGACUAGUGAAAGAUGAAGAGGACUCAACUGUUGACUUUGAAAACAAGCUCCAAGUUCUUAUGGUUUCAUCUCCUAACCGACACGAUCUUGUCUUCCCAAAGGGAGGAUGGGAAGAUGAUGAAACUGUUCUUGAAGCUGCUUCUCGUGAAGCCAUGGAAGAAGCUGGAAUCAAAGGAAUACUAAGAGAAGAUCCAUUAGGAGUUUGGGAGUUUAGAAGCAAGAGUAGCAGUAUGGAGCCUGACUGCUGCCUAGGUGGAUGCAAAGGCUAUAUGUUUGCGUUAGAGGUGACUGAAGAACUUGAGACAUGGCCAGAACAUGAGAACCGCGAGAGGAGAUGGCUGAAUGUUAAAGAAGCUUUGGAACUGUGUCGGUAUGAGUGGAUGCAGUGUGCUCUUGAAGAGUUUCUAAGAGUAAUGGCAGAAGAUGGAAGGACAAAAGAAGAGACUCUUGCGGCUGCUUCGAGCAUUUCAAAUCGAGAAGAGCGUCAAAUCGGUUCUUCAGUACUACUCUGUAGUUAAUUAGUUUCUGUUAGGCACAUCAAACUUCUUCAACUGUUAUUAUAUUCUGAAUUGUUGAAAAGCUUCUUCUGUAAGCAAAAAACAUGAGGAGCUAAAUGAUUAAGACUCAGUUUGUUCCAAGUUUAGCAUGUGAUUCCCAAAGAGACAUAUAGAGA
Eruca vesicaria subsp. sativa (arugula) is the source of this 758-nucleotide messenger RNA. The record is from the annotation of a GenBank genome assembly. NCBI's taxonomy places the organism in Eukaryota, Viridiplantae, Streptophyta, Magnoliopsida, Brassicales, Brassicaceae.